This is a messenger RNA of Cydia amplana, 1438 nucleotides long. RefSeq lists its product as uncharacterized. NCBI's taxonomy places the organism in Eukaryota, Metazoa, Arthropoda, Insecta, Lepidoptera, Tortricidae. Gene Ontology annotation, molecular function: serine-type endopeptidase activity. Bases 59 to 1438 code for a protein of 459 amino acids. Gene Ontology annotation, biological process: proteolysis. The transcript is spliced from 7 exons. The record is from RefSeq and is a predicted model, not a curated record.
CACAUAUAACUAUAGUAAUUUAGUUUUAACGACAGCGAUAAACGAAUUUCGUAAAGAAAUGUUUACCUCAAAUUUAAAUAUAACACAAGAAGAUAAUAACAGUGACUUUAUAAAGAAAACUAUACGUGAGACUAAAUUUGCUAAGAGGCAACACCGAGUUAUUGGGCGUUAUCAGAAAUCAGAAGAUUUUUUUCAGAAUAGAUAUUUUACGAAAAGCGAAUCAGAUUCACGAGAAAAAAGUACCGAGGAUAAUCAUUACAGAGUGCACACUCCCGCUCGACGCAUCUUCCACGGGCACAAAACGAAGAUCAAGCACUUUCCUUUUUUGGUGACUGUUCACGUCCUCGGCCGGUUCGUGUGUGGCGGCACAAUCAUCAAAUCGGACCUGGUCAUAACCGCCGCCCAUUGUUUGAAAAGGUGGCAAGAAUGGAUGCGUCGCACCAGCACUACACCAAAAACAACGACCGCCGAUGACACCACGACCGAUAUCAUUACAACGGAUGUGAUCACAAUCGAUGACAACGCAACCGAUGUAAUCACAACUGAUACCGAAGGUGUCGAAUCUAUUACAACCAAUACAAACACUAAUGUAACUGAUACUAUCCCCACUGAGACCAAAACGAUUGAAACUACAAUAAUGAUUAGCUCCGACGAAUCAGGCAAAAGCUCGAGUUACGAAACUUAUCCACCGAAGACAGUCGUUACGGAAGAAACCUCUACACGUCCGAAUUUAGGUGUCCUCUCUGUUCGUAUUGGCACGAACUAUUACAGAUUAGGGGGGAAGGUGGUCCUGGUCACAGAUGUUUACUUUCACCCUUCAUACGAUGAGAAGAACUUGCAAGACAACCUGGUCAUCAUGAGACUGGAGAGACGCCUCAGCUUUAAACGAAGGAGAGUACGCAAGAUAAAUAUCAGUACUGACGCCUCUAAUGUGCCAGAGGGUACUGAAGUUACCAUUGCUGGUUGGGGUGCUAAGACUUACCACAACAAAAUCUUUAACGCUUUAUGGAAUUUGAUCCACAAGGCUGUGUUGACAGUCAGUUCUCGGUAUGAGUGCGUAUAUACAUAUACUAAGAACUUCGUGACAACAACGAAUUUUUGUGCGCUCAACGAACAUCACGAGGGAGCUUGCAAUGGCGAUGCCGGUAACCCCGCGGUGGUAGGUGGGCUGCUCGUGGGUGUUGUCAGUUUUGGCCCCCCUAACUGCGGGCAACGGGACGCACCUACAGUCUUCACCAACGUUGGCUACUACGCAGACUGGAUUGAAGAGAUCAUGGACUUGCACCAGGUAUUAAACAUCUGUCAAAAAUAUUACGACUGGGCAAUAAAUCGUCGUCGACGAAUGAAAAUGAAAGCCACGAAGAAACAACACCAGAAACGACCACCAAGUGCCCUGCUGGUUGGACAACGAAAACUACCACAACCACGGAACCCGUGA